Ipomoea nil (Japanese morning glory) is the source of this 1120-nucleotide messenger RNA. RefSeq names its product dehydration-responsive element-binding protein 2F. Gene Ontology annotation, cellular component: nucleus. Gene Ontology annotation, molecular function: DNA-binding transcription factor activity; transcription cis-regulatory region binding. Gene Ontology annotation, biological process: positive regulation of DNA-templated transcription; response to stress. The transcript has a single exon. The record is from RefSeq and is a predicted model, not a curated record. Bases 1 to 876 code for a protein of 291 amino acids. NCBI's taxonomy places the organism in Eukaryota, Viridiplantae, Streptophyta, Magnoliopsida, Solanales, Convolvulaceae.
AUGGACAACUAUAGAAGAAACCCAUUGAAGCCAUGGAAGAAAGGCCCCGCAAGAGGAAAAGGCGGGCCGCAGAACGCUAUGUGCGAGUACCGGGGAGUUAGACAACGGACCUGGGGGAAAUGGGUGGCGGAGAUAAGAGAGCCGAAGAAGAGGACGAGGAUAUGGCUCGGGUCUUUCGCCACGGCUGAAGAGGCUGCCAUGGCUUAUGAUGAGGCCGCGAGGAGGCUUUAUGGCCCGGAAGCUUACCUCAAUCUUCCCCACUUGAGAUCCAACAUCAACCCGCUCAUCAACAAAUCUACGCACCACAAUAAGUUCAAGUGGUUCCCUUCCACCAACUUCAUUUCCCUGUUCCCCAGCAGCGGGUUGCUGAACCUGAGCGCCCAGCCGAGUGUACACGUCAUUCACCAACGCCUCCAAGAACUGAAGAAAACGGAAGCAAGCUGCCAUGCUUCCUCGUCGAGCUCAUCUUCCAGUGAGAUGCUCAACAUGAUGGAACAACCCGGGUUGGUUAAUCAAGAAACAACGGAGAAGGAACCGGACUUCUCAUCUGGGGAGAAACUAGUAAAUCGCGAAGAGAAGCCUCAGAUCGAUCUAAAUGAAUUCCUCCAGCAGUUGGGAAUACUUCAAAAAGAAGAUAAGUCAGACGUGCAUGACUUGUCCAAUUGUUUCCCCGAGCCAGAGCCAGAGCCAGAACCAGAACCAGAACCUUCACUCGGUGACAGUGAAGCUGAUGUCUUUGCUGACAAAACCUACAAUUGGGACACACUGGAAGCAAUACCAGGAACAGAAGAUAAUCAAACAGUAGACGCCACUAGCUUAUACUUACAUGAUAUCAAUGAUGACCUCAGCUUUCCCCCGUCUGUAUGGAACUUCUGAAAUGAGGUGAUUUUGUUAGUUAACAAUACUCGGUCUAAAAUUUAUACUUCUUGGUAGGGGCAAUAUCAGGGGAGAAGGAUCAAACUUAUUAUAGUCUGAGUCCUCUUGGCCUUUGAGUAUGGAAAAGGGUACAAGGAUUUUGUUGUCACUAGAUUUAAAUACGUAUAAUAAAUUAAUAAAAUAUCAUAGCUGUGAUGUGUAAUUGAAAACCUAUAUUAUUCCCGGUAACAGUUUACUGAUAACU